AUGGAGGCCCGCAACCAAUGCACAGGCACCUGGGAAGCCCUCAGUGGUGGACCCAGGAUUUCUGUGCUGGGCAUUCAAAAAAUGGAGUGGCACAAAGAGAUCAUGAAACUCACCAUGAAGAUAGCCUGGGGUAAGAAUUCCAAGGUUAAGAAGCAGUCGGUGGUAGUAUCAACUAUACCAGGCCUACCAUUUGGAGUGGAGAGUGACAAUGAUGAGGCUGAAAGGGAGGAAAAAGCAGAUGAAAACACAAACUGUCCUGGAACAAAGCCAGUUGAAACUGCUGACUUGCUCCAGAGUCAGGGAGACAAGCUAGCCGAGGAAGGGAAGUACCAUGAAGCACUUGCUAAAUGGGAGGCUGCACUUAUCUUGACACCUGAUAAUGCAAUACUUCAUGAACAGAAAGCUCAGGUUUUACUUGAAGUGGGAGAUGCAUGGCGUGCACUGACAGCAGCAACCAGAGCAACAGAACUGGAUCCAUUUUGGCCUGAGGCUUGGGUUACACUUGGUAGAGCUCAGUUAAAUUUUGGGGAGCCAGAUUCAGCUAUACUGACAUUUGACAAGGCGUUAGCUAUCAAGCCUGACUACGACGACGCAAAAGCUGACCGUGAAACUGCUGCUCGUCUAGUCAAUAAACGAGGGCAGCUGCAUACAUCAGGUUUAAGUGCUAACAAGAGACGGUUCACAGUUGGGGAGUACCCAGAGAAGGGUGCAGAGGGCGAAGAAAAAGGGAAAGAAACAGCCGUAUAG
This is a messenger RNA of Miscanthus lutarioriparius, 747 nucleotides long. NCBI's taxonomy places the organism in Eukaryota, Viridiplantae, Streptophyta, Magnoliopsida, Poales, Poaceae. The record is from the annotation of a GenBank genome assembly.